CUGCUUAUAUAUUGAGAGAGCACGGUCCAUUCAACAUCACUUCACCGAUGCAAGAAUAUAGGAUAGAAGGAAGAAGACUGAUACUUUUUUUGUUAUAGGAGGCACCAUCAAGGCCGUUACUUCACGGACGUACUUACUGCGAAUACGAUUUCUAUUGUAGAUCUGAGUUCACACAAGCAAAAAUGAAGCUGUUGUUGGCUGUGAUGCUGGUCGCCGGCUCCGUGUGGGCCGAUGACGACGACAAGAGGGAGAGUGUCGGGACCGUGGUUGGAAUCGACUUGGGGACCACCUACUCAUGUGUUGGAGUGUUCAAGAACGGCCGUGUAGAGAUCAUCGCCAAUGACCAGGGUAAUCGUAUCACCCCGUCAUAUGUGGCCUUCACCGCCGAGGGCGAGCGUCUGAUUGGUGAUGCUGCAAAGAACCAGCUGACCUCUAACCCCGAGAACACCGUCUUUGAUGCCAAGCGAUUGAUUGGGCGUACUUGGGGAGACUCUGCUGUGCAGCAGGACCUGAAGUACUUUCCCUUCAAGGUUACUGAGAAGAAGAGCAAGCCUCAUAUUCAGGUUGACAUCGGUGGUGGACAGCUGAAGACCUUUGCUCCGGAGGAGAUCUCCGCCAUGGUGUUGACGAAGAUGAAGGAGACAGCUGAGGCUUAUCUGGGCAAGAAGGUCACACACGCCGUGGUUACUGUCCCUGCCUACUUCAAUGAUGCUCAGCGCCAGGCCACUAAGGAUGCUGGAACCAUCGCUGGGCUGAAUGUUAUGAGAAUCAUCAAUGAGCCAACUGCUGCCGCCAUUGCUUAUGGUCUGGACAAGAGGGAUGGCGAGAAGAACAUUCUGGUGUUUGACCUUGGUGGCGGCACUUUCGACGUCUCCCUUUUGACCAUCGACAACGGUGUGUUUGAGGUCGUGGCCACCAAUGGCGACACCCAUCUGGGAGGCGAGGACUUCGACCAGCGUGUCAUGGAGCACUUCAUCAAGCUGUACAAGAAGAAGACCGGGAAAGAUGUGCGCAAAGACAACCGUGCAGUGCAGAAGCUGCGUCGCGAAGUUGAGAAGGCAAAGAGGGGGCUCUCUGCUCAGCACCAGGCCCGCAUCGAGAUUGAGUCCUUUUUCGAGGGAGAAGACUUCUCAGAGACCCUGACCCGUGCCAAGUUUGAAGAGCUAAACAUGGACCUGUUCCGUUCCACCAUGAAGCCUGUACAGAAAGUUCUGGAUGACUCCGACUUGAAAAAAUCUGACAUUGAUGAGAUUGUCCUGGUUGGAGGCUCCACCCGAAUCCCUAAAAUCCAACAGCUGGUGAAGGAGUUGUUCAAUGGCAAAGAGCCCUCCAGGGGCAUCAACCCUGAUGAGGCCGUGGCAUACGGAGCUGCUGUGCAGGCUGGAGUGCUUUCUGGAGAAGAGGACACUGGCGAUCUGGUUCUUCUCGAUGUGUGCCCGCUGACCCUUGGUAUUGAGACAGUUGGAGGUGUAAUGACCAAGCUGAUCCCCAGGAACACUGUGGUGCCCACAAAGAAAUCUCAGAUCUUCUCCACAGCCUCUGAUAACCAGCCCACUGUCACCAUUAAAGUUUAUGAAGGUGAACGCCCACUGACCAAAGACAACCAUCUGCUGGGCACCUUCGACCUGACCGGCAUCCCCCCCGCCCCUCGUGGCGUGCCCCAGAUUGAGGUCACCUUUGAAAUCGACGUCAACGGCAUCCUGCGUGUCACAGCAGAGGACAAAGGCACGGGCAACAAGAACAAGAUCACAAUCACAAACGACCAGAACCGCCUGACGCCGGAGGACAUCGAGCGCAUGGUGAACGACGCCGAGCGCUUCGCUGACGACGACAAGAAGCUGAAGGAGAGGAUCGACGCCCGCAACGAGCUGGAAAGCUACGCCUACUCACUGAAGAACCAGAUCGGUGACAAGGAGAAGCUCGGUGGCAAGCUGUCGGACGAGGACAAGGAAACCAUCGAGAAGGCGGUGGAGGAGAAGAUCGAGUGGAUGGAGUCCCACCAGGAAGCUGAGCUGGAAGACUUCCAGGCCAAGAAGAAGGAGCUGGAAGAGGUGGUUCAGCCCAUCAUCAGCAAGCUUUAUGGCAGUGCGGGUGCCCCUCCACCUGAGGGUGCUGAAGGUGAACCAGAGGAGAAGGAUGAGUUGUAGGAAGAUUUAAAUCCUGUUGAUCCUUGCCUCUCUGGUAAUUGCGUCUAGGUGUAUAUAUUGGACUGAUGGGACUCAAAUAGUGAGAGGAAUGGUUGGGGAGGGGUGGAGAUGACAAGCGACCACACUGAAUCUUCUGAAAGACUUAAAAAUAAGUUCUGUGUGAGGGAGGUGUUCUCUUCGCUGGAAGGUGGAGAUAUUCGUCAGCCCGGAUACGAGGCUUGCUGCUGCUGUUCUGAGGCAGUCCUGAUGGGGGAGGGAGGGA
Molecule: messenger RNA, 2409 nt
Organism: Pungitius pungitius (ninespine stickleback)
Lineage: Eukaryota; Metazoa; Chordata; Actinopteri; Perciformes; Gasterosteidae
Gene: hspa5
Product: heat shock protein 5
Exons: 9
Coding region: 183-2147 (654 amino acids)
Biological process (GO): endoplasmic reticulum unfolded protein response
Cellular component (GO): endoplasmic reticulum chaperone complex; endoplasmic reticulum lumen; cytoplasm
Molecular function (GO): ATP-dependent protein folding chaperone; ATP binding
Source: RefSeq, a predicted model, not a curated record